UCGCCGGAGCUUGGGGAAGGAAGUCUCUCUGUGGAGGUCUGAGGGAAGAGCUCGCGCCAGGUAGACGCUGCGCCGUCAUCAUGGGCAAGGGGGACCCCAACAAGCCGCGGGGCAAGAUGUCCUUGUACGCCUUCUUCGUGCAGACCUGCCGGGAGGAGCACAAGAAGAAGCAUCCCGACUCGUCGGUCAACUUCGCCGAGUUCUCGAAGAAAUGUUCGGAGAGAUGGAAGACCAUGUCUGCCAAGGAAAAGUCGAAGUUUGAAGAUUUGGCCAAGAGCGACAAAGCUCGUUAUGACAGGGAGAUGAAGAACUAUGUUCCUCCCAAAGGUAAUAAGAAAGGAAAGAAAAAAGAUCCAAAUGCUCCCAAGAGACCACCGUCUGCCUUCUUCCUGUUUUGCUCUGAACAUCGCCCAAAGAUCAAAAGUGAACACCCCGGCCUGUCUAUUGGAGAUACUGCAAAGAAACUGGGGGAGAUGUGGUCUGAGCAAUCUGCCAAAGAUAAACAACCGUAUGAGCAGAAAGCAGCUAAACUAAAGGAGAAGUAUGAAAAGGAUAUUGCUGCAUACCGUGCCAAGGGCAAAAGUGAAGUAGGAAAGAAGGGUCCUGGUAGGCCAACAGGCUCAAAGAAGAAGAAUGAACCAGAAGAUGAGGAAGAGGAGGAGGAAGAAGAUGGUGAAGAUGAAGAGGAGGAAGAUGAGGAUGAAGAAUAACUAUCUGUCCUAAAGUGUGGAGUAUAUGUGCUCAGGCAAUUAUUUUGCUAAGAAUGUG
This is a messenger RNA of Rattus norvegicus (Norway rat), 768 nucleotides long. The record is from RefSeq and is a predicted model, not a curated record. NCBI's taxonomy places the organism in Eukaryota, Metazoa, Chordata, Mammalia, Rodentia, Muridae.